UCAACAUGGACGCCUGUUUAUUCUGUAGUUUGGAUAUUCCAUUUGUUUUCUGCUCGGAGGAGCUUUUUGCUUUAGUUUCACUAAUACUGAAACAAGUCGGACAGCCUUAGCGUCAGCGUUACACAAGCUAUGUUAAAGAGAGAGACACGAUGGCAUUAAGUGGAGGCAUUGCUGGAGACUUUACGGUGGUGCGGAACGCAUACAAUCUACAGACUCAGCAGAAACGCCUUCGCCACUUGCGCAGCAUAGCUGUGAGAAAUCUGCACUGUGGAGGUGAAACAAGGGAACAAUAUCCUCAGCUGCAAUGUUACUUCACUCUUCACUCCUGCAGUACUUCUAGAGCAUUUUACACCAGUGAAAAGAUCACAGGCUCAAUGAACCCUUCUUGGCAGAACUUUGAUAUAAGCAGGUGCGAAGAUGAAGUAAACAUUGCAUCCAAAUCACUGGUCUUGCGAGUGUGGGUGGGAAAUGUUGAUAAAUUUCGUCAGUUGAUCGUAAUGAAUGUUCACCUAACAGGACUGUACUUUUUAGCAGAAAAGCUUCAAAACAGCAUGGUGAAGCAUCCUCCAAACACAGUUAUCUUUGGUAUGCUGGAUAAGUUCUUUAUCUACAUCAGCAAAGAACAAGCUGACCUGAAAACCCUGGCCAAAAAUGUAGCGGACUUAGAUUUGCCAUCAACAUUAUUACCUGCUGUUGUGAAAGUUGACCAGUCUCUUGUACGUAACUCAUACAAUACCAGCUCUGUGUCCAGGAUCCAGACUGUUCUGAGAGCCAUCAAGCAACUGCAGGGCCAUGCACAACGCUACCGUAUUCAGAUUGAAGACCGACUACUAGCAUCACAGGAAAACACUAAGCGACUGGUAGAACAGGAAGACUGCCGCAUGAGAGUGAGCCAACUGCGUGAGGAACUUUUCCUCUGCACUUCUCAGCUGCUUACUACACAAGAGAAGUACCGAAUGAUCAAGGAUGCAGCUGUCAUGAAAGAGCAGACUUUGAAGCGAAAGGUGGAAGAUACAACAAAAAUGUGGGAUGUACUAAGUGAAGAUAAGAAAGAGCAUAUUGACAGAAGAGAGCAACUUGUCAAGGAAAAUGCACUGCUGCAUCUUCGUAGGAAACAGAUGCUAAGUGAACUUGUCACUUAUAUCUACCCUAUCACUGAGGUAAAAGGAAAAUAUUUUAUUAAUGGAGUCCGACUUCCACAUGCUGAAGAAAUGCAAGGCCAAGAUGAAGUAAUGCUGUCUGCUGCCCUAGGCAACACAUGUCAUUUAAUUCUAAAGAUGUCACAAAUUCUUGAUCUUCCACUUCGCCAUCCAAUGGAGAAUCGAGGGUCAAGGUCAAUUGUGUUUGACCAAGUGAAUCCCAAGUUAGAGAAGGAACGAGAGUUUCCUCUAUACUGUAAAGGAAAAGACAAAGCUCAUUUCAAGUAUGCAGUCUAUCUUUUGAACAAAAACAUUAGUCAGAUUCGAUAUUUCUUUGGGAUGCCUACGCAGGAUCUACGUCUUAUUCUGCCAAAUGUGCAGACUCUGCUGCAGAAGAUUGGAGUCAGAAUGGAUGAUGAAAAGGAAAAGGAUCAAUUGACAAUAUUGAAGAGUCCAAAAGCCAUGGCAGAAAGGGUUGAGGGUGACAGUGUCUACGUCACAGCUUCCAGUACAACUUCUAGUUUGGCUGGCAUUGAGGCUUUGCUUCCUUCUCCAGCCAUGGCUCUCAGUGCUGUCAAUGGUAGCACUGGAAAUAGCAGAACACCAGCAAGUGGAACAACCUUUGGGUUCAAGCAUGCACAAAACAUUCAGGUUAAGAGCAAGUCUGAAAGUGCUGAGUGCAGAACAGCAGACACCAGGAUACCAGACAGUGCUGAUCAUGCAGCUAAGAGCAGUUGCAAUGUUUGUAGAAAUGACGAGGGAGAGGACCUGUUUAAACCUCCUGUAGAUGAUAACUUUUUCAAAUCCCAAAAUUCUUAUGUGGAAGAGUUUAGUUCUAUGAGAGAGGAUGAAAGUUCUCAAGGAGUGUGCAGUUCAUUAGGCGAUGUAUUGUCAGAUAGAGAUAGAAAUGUGCACUUGAUGGAAAUUCUUGAGAGUGCAUCAGCAGGUCAAACACUUUUGCCAAAAUCGUUCAAACUUUUAAACAAAAUUGAGAAUGAGAAAGAUAGAGAGAGUAUCACGAUACAAGAUGGUAGCAGUACCACAGGAGCAAGCGGUUUUUCUACCAAGAAGGAUGCUGCUGUAGAUGCCAUGAACAUUGAAUGUAGUUGUGAUAGCAGUGACAGCGACAGUGAUGAGGAUUGGCCCUGCUUAGUGUCUCGUGGAAUGCCAAUACCAAGCUCUGACAUAGAACCCUCCUCAAACACAUCUUCCCCGAUCCCAGACUCACAGCUUAUGAAGGAGAUUCAUGAUAUGCUUUUGAUGGAAGAUGGUGAAAGAUGAAUAGUGCCUGAAUAUAGGUUAAAAUCAUUUUAUAGGAUUUCAAGUGUCCACAACCAAUUAGCAACCUUGGUACAAACACUAGUUUGUAACAUUAGCUUCUUACAACAGAAACUGCAAGUGCUGUACAUUAAAAGGAAAAGUGUACACAAUUUAGAAAUAAAUACAAUAAUGAGUGAAAUAAAAUUUGGGAAAGUACUUACAGGCAUGAAAGUUGGAAAGGGAGCUGGAGAUAAAGGAGAAUAGCCAAUCAGAUUAUACUGUUGACUGUUGUAAGAAAUCUGUCUUUGAAUCUUAUAUUAUUUAUGAUGUAAAAUAGGAAAUUUGAUAGGUACAUGAAUGUUGCAUUUUCCUCUGAAUUCAUACAUAAACAAGUGAACUACCACUGAUAAGUUGCCUAUUUCUUGCACUCCUUCUAGGACAGUGGUUCUCAAAGUAUUUCGGACUGCGGACCACUUUACUAAGUAAAAAAUAUGGCGGACCACCAAGGCCUAAAAAUCACUCUGUACUAUGAAUUUCAAAUUUAAAUUGCCGCAUUUAAUUCA
Molecule: messenger RNA, 2962 nt
Organism: Pomacea canaliculata
Lineage: Eukaryota; Metazoa; Mollusca; Gastropoda; Architaenioglossa; Ampullariidae
Product: UV radiation resistance associated protein-like
Exons: 16
Coding region: 150-2420 (756 amino acids)
Biological process (GO): SNARE complex assembly
Cellular component (GO): lytic vacuole; endosome; phosphatidylinositol 3-kinase complex, class III, type II
Molecular function (GO): SNARE binding
Source: RefSeq, a predicted model, not a curated record